AUGACGACUACUUCAGAGACUUCACAAUUCGUUGAAGACACUUUAUCGGAAACUAACAGCAUGAAAACUGAAGAGAAAAAUGAUGAAGUCGAAAGUAUUGACGAAUCCACUAAUGAAGCAGGUGAUUUGAAAGAAACACCGGCGCCUGUUUCUUCAAGAAGAGAAACUGUGAAUAAAAACGUGUAUAUUAUGAUGGAUGUCAAUCACAAAUCGGUGGAACCUUGUGAUGUAAUUGAGUACGAGUGGCCAUUCAAAUCAGGCGAUCGGUGGUUUCUUCAGGAACAAAUUGGUGAGCUUCUCGACAUAAAAUCGUUUUCGCGAAAAUUCCCGGAGUUCACACGACGGAAAGUGAAUCAUGAAGAGCGAGAAUAUUUAGAAACACAGUUUCGCGUGAAUAAUCUUCUUAACGAAACACAACUCCGCGAUAUGACAGCGAUGCGAUCAACAGAAAUACACGAAUUAAUGAGCAGUGAUUAUCCUACAAUUUACAUGGAAUACAAGAAAGUUGUGAGUUCUAGGGAAAGAGAAAUCGCGGUGCAAAAGGCGAAAGAAAUGGAAGCGAUAAAAAACGAUGCUGUCAAGCUCGCCGAGCUCCGGAAGAAGGCUCUUAACAGCGCGGUGGAGUUUAAUAAGGAAUUGCAGAAUGCUAGGCGAACGGAGCGAGCACAUUUCUGGGAUAUUCAGACAAAUGUAAUCCAAUCACGCUGCUCUCGAUGGAAAAAGUUAACAAGUGAAGCAACAAAACCACAUCCAUAUGCUGCUGCCCUCAUUCCUGGUCAAUAUCAGCAUUAUUACAAAAGAUUUACGAAAGAGGAACUUGAUCGAUUGCCAUUAAAUACUCUCAAUGAUUCGCGGCAUUUGUUGCCAAUCAAUCGCGAACCUUCACCGCCACCACUAAACGUUGCUGAGCAGGAUGCUUUAAGAGUUCAACAGCUUGAGGAAUCGCGAUCAGAUAAUACAUUAUCUGUGGAAAUGAAACCACUGACUGACGGAGAUGCCAAAAAAUGUGAAACUUGCGCGAAAUCGGACGGGCAGCUUUUAGAAUGUAAAGACUGCCAUAUCAUUUUGCAUCCGCAUUGCAUUGAAAUGCCGGAAAAAAUGGCGGCGAUUGUUAGGACUUAUGAAUGGUCGUGUGUUGACUGUAAACUGUGCUCGGUGUGUUUAGUUGCUGAACGAGAGGAUUGCGUCAUUUUUUGUGAUCGGUGUGAUCGAGGAUUCCACACUUAUUGUGUGAAUCUAGAUGUACCACCUGCGGGAACAUGGAUUUGCUCAAAUUAUUGCGAAGAUGUAAGUUAA
Molecule: messenger RNA, 1296 nt
Organism: Caenorhabditis bovis
Lineage: Eukaryota; Metazoa; Nematoda; Chromadorea; Rhabditida; Rhabditidae
Source: the annotation of a GenBank genome assembly